This is a messenger RNA of Ictalurus furcatus (blue catfish), 2779 nucleotides long. RefSeq names its product solute carrier family 26 member 6-like. Gene Ontology annotation, cellular component: membrane. Gene Ontology annotation, biological process: transmembrane transport. The record is from RefSeq and is a predicted model, not a curated record. NCBI's taxonomy places the organism in Eukaryota, Metazoa, Chordata, Actinopteri, Siluriformes, Ictaluridae. Gene Ontology annotation, molecular function: chloride transmembrane transporter activity; bicarbonate transmembrane transporter activity; oxalate transmembrane transporter activity.
GAAACAGACUGUCCUUAUUAUUCAAUUCACAAGAGUUUUAAUCUUUAAAAUCUUUUGCUAAAGUGAUCUGAACUUGAUCUGAAGUUGAUCUGAAGAGCACAUGGUAGAAUUUGAAGGUAGUUUUGUUGAGCGUGGUAAUAUUAAUAAUGUAGCAGUUUUGUAUCAAGUAUCCCAUUAUUAUAACUGGGCAGGUGCUUAAAAGGUAUAAGAAGAAUGCAUUUCAAGCUUCAUUUUGUUUUAGAGUGAAAUUGCUGCAGUGAACACUUGGAUCCUAUUGUGCUGAUUGUGUGUUGUAGAAAAUGAUGAAUCAAAGACUGAUUGCUAAAUGUCUCUUCCUGUUUCCAGUGAUGAGAUUAUUAAUUCAUUCAUGUCUUACCCAACAUCCGGGUGGGAUCCGUCACUAGAGCAGAAAAUAUUCACUAGAGCACACCAGUGGAAACUUGAGAAAAAGCUGAAUCAGCAUAAGCACAGGAUUAACAAUAUAGUGUGAUUUUAUUUAUUUAUUUAUUUAUUUUUUUAAAUACAACAUUAUUUUAUAUCCACACUUGUGGAGUUUUGAAUCAUGGACUCAUACAUACAAUCUCAUUUUGUGUAUUAAUUGUUAUUUAUAGUUUAUAAAUGAGUAUUUUAGAUUUCUCCUUAAGUAAUCAUUAACAAAAAAGACAGCCCUUUUUACUACGUCUUCCUCAUCCUAUUUAAGUGUCUGUGAGUGUAAAUCGCAAACUAGAAACCCUAGGAAUCAAAAGGGCGAAGUCAAAGUAUAGGGUAAAGUAGAAUUUUUAAGUUCGAUCUGAACUAGGUUUGUGCUGUAAGUAUGGUCAGUGGGAAGAAUAGCUCAGGGUACUGUGUGGAGAGGGAGAUUCUGGAUGAAGAGAGGCUGGAGGAGAUGGCUAGGAGACUGGACCCCUCACACACCCACAUUCCUUUCUCUCAUCGCCUGAAAAACUCACUCAGGUGUUCUAUCCCCAGACUGAAGCGUAGAGUGGCAGGCUGUUUACCCGUGCUUUACUGGUUACCGCGUUAUUCCAUCUGGGACUAUGGCAUGCCAGACCUCAUCUCUGGCAUCAGUGUGGGCAUCAUGCACUUGCCACAAGGAAUGGCCUACGCAUUGCUGGCGUCACUGCCACCCGUGUUUGGACUGUACAGCUCUUUUUAUCCUGCACUCGUUUAUUUCUUCUUUGGGUCCUCCAGACACAUUUCUAUAGGCACGUUUACGAUUCUCAGUGUCAUGGUGGGCAGUGUUACGGAGCGAUUGGCCCCUGAUGCCAAUUUUCUCAUCCUCAAUGGCACUAAUGUGACGGAGGAGGUGAACGUCACUGCUAGAGAUCUUUAUAGAGUACAAGUUGCUGCAGCCACUACGCUAUUAGGAGGACUAAUUCAGGUGAUUCUGGGUUUGGCGCAGUUUGGGUUUGUGGGUACGUAUCUCUCGGAGCCAUUAGUGAGAGCGUACACCACAGCGGCUGCCGCUCACGCAGUAGUGGCUCAGUUGAAGUACAUAUUGGGAGUGUCUCCAACACGAUUCAGUGGGCCGUUCUCACUGGUGUAUACACUAGUAGACGUGUGUGUGCAGCUGCCCAAUACUCAUCUGCCCACUCUGCUGGUCAGCGUUGUGUCCAUCAUAGUCCUCUUCAUUGCCAAGGAGCUGAACAAUAGAUACCGAGAGAAACUGCCAGUGCCAAUACCAGUGGAACUCAUUAUUAUUGUUGCAGGUACACUGACAUCAUUCCACACUCAUCUAAAUGAGACAUAUGAAAUUUCAGUAGUUGGAGAUAUCCCAAGUGGGCUUCAGCCUCCCACGAUGCCAAACCCCAGUAUCUUUUCUGAAGUGAUAGUGGAUGCCAUUGCCCUGGCUAUUGUGGGAUAUGCCAUUUCCAUCUCUUUAGGCAAAACGUUUGCUCUUAAGCAUGGCUACAAAGUGUGCAGCAAUCAGGAGUUGGUGGCUUUAGGUCUCAGUAAUACAGUUGGAGGUUUUUUCCAGUGUUUCUCUGUCUGUGCUUCUAUGUCUCGGAGUCUAAUACAGGAGACCACUGGUGGCAGAACACAGAUGGCAGGUGUAGCUGCAGCUGUGAUAGUGCUGGUGACAACGUUGAAGUUAGGAACUCUGUUUCAGCAGUUGCCCAAGGCAGUGCUGGCUGCCAUUGUGUUUGUGAAUCUGAAAGGCAUGUUCCAGCAGUAUGCCGACAUUGUGACACUGUGGCAGAGAAGUAAGAUUGAUCUGUUGGUGUGGUUGGUGACAUGGGUGUCCACUGUUCUCUUUAAUAUGGAUAUGGGUUUGGCAGCCUCUAUUGGUUUUGCCCUGCUUACUGUUAUCUUCAGAACACAAAGGCCCCGGUACUCUGUUUUGGGCCACCUUCCUGGUACUGAGCUUUAUUUGGACAUGGAGACACACCAAAAGGUAAGGGAGGUACCAGGCAUCACCAUAUUCCGCUCUUCAGCCACCAUAUACUUUGCUAAUGCUGAACUCUAUCUGGAAGCCCUCAAACAAAAGAGUGGCUUGGACAUUACUAAGAUGAUCACGUAUAAGCGCAGACAGGAGGAGAAGCAGAGACGAAGAGAGAGGAGGGCAGAAAGAAGGGCAAAGAGAGCAGCCAAAAGACAGGUAGAGCAACAUAUCAAAUCUUCUGAUAAAGACCACGAAGCGUUAGUUAGUCUUCUAUCUCAAAUGUAUGAUCCCAUACUUCCAAGAUUUAAUUACUUAAAAAUAAAAUUCUGCACGUUUAUGGUUCAAGUAUGCACUUCACUCACACUUUAUUUAUGUAUCAGGUCUGACUAUUAUUAA